Messenger RNA from Adelges cooleyi (spruce gall adelgid), 2474 nucleotides. RefSeq lists its product as uncharacterized. The transcript is spliced from 5 exons. The coding region runs from base 247 to 1122 and encodes 291 amino acids. The record is from RefSeq and is a predicted model, not a curated record. Lineage: Eukaryota; Metazoa; Arthropoda; Insecta; Hemiptera; Adelgidae. Gene Ontology annotation, cellular component: membrane.
GUUUAAACAAAUCACCGAGUUGUAACUUCGAAUAUAAAUUUGCAAACUGCAUUUCGUCACCAUAAAUUAGCCGAUAUUAAUGUCUCAUUCGUAUUUGAUACUUUUAUAAAUAAUGAAAAGUAGCAUUCCGUAUAACGAAGAGCAGACACUUUUCUUUUAAACAGACGACACUAUAAUUCUUGCGUUUGGAUUACAUUUUCCACACUACAAUAUUUUAACCGUGGUUUACCGGGUGCCUGAACAGUAAUGCAGCGGGUUACGGCCCAACUGAGUUCCGUGUCAGACCUGUACGUUAGUGACGAGAUAUCCGUACUCCUAGAGGAAAUCCACGAUUUGGAACCUAAAGGAAAUAUAGCCCCAAUUGACGACGCACAGGAAUUUGAAAUCAACGGCAGUCAGACGGGGGGCUCGUGGCUAGAAGUAACCAACAGCAUGGCGGGCACACCGGGUUCAUGGGAUUCACACGCCAACUACAAACAUCAAGAAGCUAACCGAGCUCGGUAUAACGGAAUAGUCAUACACUACGACAAAAAACCGAUGAAGACACCUUCAGGUUUUAUCCGGGUAAUGUUGCUGGUGACCUGCUUGAUAUGCAUACUUUGUCUUUGCUUUGCUGGGACGUCUAGAUUGGCCCUAUUUAUGCUACCGAUGUUGUAUCGAAUACGAUUUAUGCUGUUUGUCACUUUAUUCAAUUUACUCGUCACGGGAGGAAUACUUUUCCUCGAUGUUACCCAUACAGUGUACCUGUUUCCAUUCAAUUGGGGCAAGUUGAAUGUGCUUUUCUACGUCAUUAUGACAGUCAUGUGUCUUAUGAGUUCAUCGCUAGUCCUUCAUCAAGUGUACUCGUUCCACGAAUUUUAUACUUGGGUACCGCGGUCUACACGUCACCAAUUGCUAGUAGCUGCGGUACUAGGUUAUAUAUGUGCUCUCGAGACACUGCUGUUGGCGUUGUUGAGUCGCUGUGAUGGUUUGGGAGGUUUGAAUUAUCGCCACGUCAAAGACGAUAUGACUAGUCCCCCUAAUACUCUGCCACUUCAUCAAAGAAUACCACCACCUACAGUAGUGUAUUCGCCAUCACCGUCGCCUUCGUUUUGCUUACGUUCAAUUAAUCCAAAAUCUUAAUGCGUAAUUAAUUGAACUUUGCUUUGAAACUUAUGCUAAACUCGAUAAUUCCAUUAAACUAAAAAAACAAAAAAUAGUUGUAGUGUUCAAUUUAAAUUUCUUUUUUCUUUUAUAAAAUUUUUGUGUGCAAUUAAUUUUUGAUUAAAUUUUACAACUUUUAAAUUAAAUACCAAGUAUGAGUCAUCCAGUUCCAGAAGCCAUUAAGUCUAAUUUUUUAUGAAAUUUUGAGAUGAUUGAGAUGAUUUAGGUUUUAAUUAACUUCCAAGCAUACUUUUACAUGAUGUUAACACCGUGACUUUAUAAAUACAGAACUGCCAAAGAGAUUUUUAAUAUGCGACUGAUUAGAGGUGAAAUGGAGGGCAAUGAAUCGAGUAGUAAAGUAGUUUCUUUAAAUAUGUCAAAUUGAGGGAGUGUGGGACAUUAAGGUUUUUGGAACUGGACUCAUAUAUUCCUUUUAAUACUAUAUAUUUUUAUAUUGCUUCUCAUUUUCUAUUUGAAUAAUGUUUUACCAUAUUAUUACAUUUAUAUAGCGAACAAAUGUAGUUAUAUAUAUUUUUUAAACACUAUUUUAAAUUUAAUUACGGGGUCUUUGUUCUAAUAAACUUAAAAAGUUUUAAAAAAGUAAAUUACGUAUUAUAAUUAUUUAGAUUUAAUUUUAACUGACAAACUAUUUUAAAUUUCUAACAGAAAUUACUUUGACCACAUGCCAAUGAAAAAUUUACGAAACGACAAUUCCCAUUAAAGAAUAACACCUGUAUUGUUUUAUACCUUAUUUAAAUUUAUAUAUAUAUAUUAAUUUAGUAUUAUUAUUAUAAUUGUAAUAUCUAUAUUAAAUGACGAGUUUUAUUGUAACUUCAACGAUCUCUUAUAUUUCCAGUAUUAUAUUAAAGACCUCGAUCAUUAUUUAUAGCAUGUUUAAGUUGUUUGUUUGUGCUGUGUUGGUUUUAUUCAUUUGUUUGUAUAAGUAUGAGUUAAUAAUAAAAGGUCUAAAAAAAUUAGACUAGCUUCUAUUAAGUCAUAUUUUAUUUUUAUAUACUUCUAUAACUUAUUUUAAAAAGAAUGUGCUAAUCUAUAAAUAGUCAGAUUUUUCUAGUCAUAUUAUUAUUAUUAUUAUUGUUUAUUAUCAAAUCUACAACCUACAUGGCCAUUUUUUUAAAUUAAAAUUGAGUUAACUGAAUGAAUGUUGUAAUAAAUUGUAACUGCAUGUUUUUUUUAAAGAACCUUUUCAAAUUAUUGCUAUCAUAAAAAUCACAGUACAUUUUAUUUUUACAUCACAUAAUUGUUUUUAUGCCUAUAAAUAACUCUCUAUAAUUAUUUGAAUGGCCAACAUAAAAUAUAUGUUUCACUCAUUU